Messenger RNA from Capsella rubella, 3593 nucleotides. Its product is annotated as putative disease resistance protein At1g59780. Gene Ontology annotation, molecular function: ADP binding. The record is from RefSeq and is a predicted model, not a curated record. NCBI's taxonomy places the organism in Eukaryota, Viridiplantae, Streptophyta, Magnoliopsida, Brassicales, Brassicaceae. The transcript is spliced from 5 exons. The coding region runs from base 514 to 3351 and encodes 945 amino acids. Gene Ontology annotation, biological process: defense response to other organism.
AAAUUUAUCUCGCGCAUCGCGCGGGUCUAUUUCUAGUAUGACUAUAUGAGUUAAUGAGUGAUGCAAAUUUUAUAACAGAAAGAUCAAGUGUGUCGUCAUGAAAUUAAGAGUCUUGAGUUUUGUGAACACUGUGUUUGGGAAGCUUCACCAUAUAACCCAAGGCACGUUAUAUUAUAUCCAUUAUAUUCUGAUUGUUGGGGUUUGACUCGUGUUGAGUCUCUAGCUAGGUCACAUAUAUUUGUUUCAAUAAUUGAUGAUUAAUCAAGGAAGACGUGGGGGAUCAUCCUAAAGAACAAAAGUGAAGCUUUCAUGAACUUCAAAGAGUGAAAACCAUUAAUGGAAAAUCAAACAGGAAAUAAUAUCACAACAGAAUUCUGGUGAUGAAUGAAUGAAUCAAACGUUUGUUAGAAAGAACAAGUUGUAUGCUUUCAAAUGCUCCUUUAGAAAGAAUGUUCUUAGCUAAUUGUGGACCGCACACGGGUAUCAAUUGCAAGACACCUACAACGUUGUGACAUGGACAAUAUAAUCAUGGCUAACGCAAUUGUAUCGUUCGGUGUUACAAAGCUUUGGGAUCUCGUCAGCCAACAGUCUGCGCGAUUGUCGGGGGUUAAAGAGCAAGUUACUGAGCUAGAAACUGAACUGAAAAAGCUAUCGUCCUUUCUGAGUGAUGUAGAAGAAAGGAAACAAACAACUUCAUUUGCAAGAAAUUGUGUUGACGACGUAAAGGAAAUCAUUUAUGAUGCUGAGGAUAUAAUUGAAACAUAUCUUCUAAAGCAAGGAAGAUGUGAAAACGGUGGCAUCAAGAAUCACAUGAAAAGUCUUGCUUGCAUUCCAUUUGUUCGUAGGAAGACUGCUUUACAAAUCACAAGCAUCACCAAGAGAAUCUCCAAAGUGAUCCAGGAUAUGCAGAACGUUGGCAUACUAUCAAAAAACUUUGAAGGUGGGUAUCCGCAGGCUCAACAAGAUAGGAAAGAGAAGAUACGUCAUACAUAUUCUAGUGAAUCUAAAACCAUUCUUGUUGGGUUGGAGAAAAAUGUUGAGAGAUUGGUUGAGGAAUUGGUGGAAAAUGAUAGCAAUCAUGGGGUAUCCAUAACUGGAUUGGGUGGUCUUGGGAAAACAACUCUUGCGCGAGCAAUUUUUAAUCAUAUGACAAUAAAAUGUCAUUUUGAUGGACUUGUGUGGGUGUGUGUAUCACAAGACUGUAAGCGGAAGAAUGUGUGGCAAACCAUAUUGUGGACUCUUAGUCCUGGAGAUAAAGAUCGAGAAAUGUCGGAAGACGAACUUCAAGUGAAACUCGUUCAGUUAUUGAAAACAAAAAAAGCUUUGAUCGUCUUUGAUGACCUAUGGACAAAUGAAGACUGGAACCUGAUAAAGCCAGUGUUUCCAGUGAGAAAAGCUGCUAGUUGGAAGGUACUACUUACCUCACGCAAUGAGGCAGUAAAUCCAGAAUGUGUGACAUUUAAACCAGAACUCCUACAACCUGACGAAUGCUGGACACUUUUACAAAUGAUAGCAUUUCCUAAGAACGAAACUGGAUAUAUCAUUGAUAAAGAUAUGGAAGAUAUGGCUAAGGAGAUGAUAAAACAUUGUGGAGGACUACCAUUAGCUGUCGAAGUAUUAGGUGGGUUGUUAGCUGCCGAACACACCUCACAUCAGUGGAAACUGAUAUCUGAGAAUAUCAAAUCUCUUAUUGUUAGAGGGAGCAAUUCCAAUGUUGAAGAUAUCCUGUCUUUGAGCUUUGAAGGAUUGCCUAGUGAAUUAAAGCAGUGCUUACUUUACCUAGCCAUUUAUCCAGAAGAUCAUAAAGUAGAAUUAAACAACUUGUCUUAUGUUUGGGCUGCAGAAGGGAUAUUAAAACUUAGGCAUUACGAGGGAGCUACCAUUCGAGAUGUUGCGGAUCUCUACAUAAAAGAGUUAGUGAUGAGAAAUAUGGUUAUCUCCGAAAGAGACAAGUUGACUUCAAGAUUUGAAAAAUGUCAGUUGCAUGACUUGAUGAGAGAGAUUUGUUUGUUAAAAGGCAAGGAAGAGAACUUCUUACAGAUUGUUAGUGAUCCAACCUGCAGCUCAAGCGGACACUCUCAAGCUUCAAGCAAAUCACGUAGACUCGUAGUUUACCGCACAAAAAAAAUUAGUGGAGAGAGGGAGAUAAAGAAUUCCAAACUUAGAUCUCUCUUGUUUAUUGGGACUUCUUUUUGGAUGGGAUCAAACUUCAUGAAGUUACUACCAUUGUUGAGGGUUUUAGAUCUUGAGUUUGUUACAUUUAAGGGAGGGCAGUUACCAUCUAGCAUUGGAAAGCUCAUCCACUUGAAGUAUUUGAGUUUACAUCUGGGAGAGGUAACUCAUCUACCUGCAUCCAUACGGAAUCUGAAGUCGCUGCUCUAUUUCAAUCUAAGUGUUCGUGGUGGGAUGCCCGACGUACCCAAUGUCUUUAAACAUAUGGUAGAACUAAGAUUCCUCUACUUACCAAAAAUCACAAAUGGCAGGACAAAGUUGGAAUUGGGUAAUCUACUCAACUUGGAGACACUGUAUAAUUUCUCAACGAAGCAUAGCAGUGUGACGGAUCUUCACCGUAUGUCAAGGCUACGGAGUCUGUCUUUCUAUAUAAGUAACGAGGAAUGGGGUAUGGUAUCAUCAACUCUAUGUAAAUUGGGAAAGCUGGAAGAUCUUACUAUUAAAUCUUAUGAAGACGACAAUCAUCUCAAACAACAGAAGCUACCCGACGUGCAACAUCUCCCUUCUCAUCUUAUAGACAUAUCUCUAUAUGGUUGUCGUUUGGAGGAGGAUCCGAUGCCAAUUCUAGGAAAACUGCUACAACUGAAAACGGUUUCGUUACUAGAUGACGUUUAUGUUGGGAGGAGAAUGGUUUGCUCGGAUGGAGGGUUUCCUAAAUUACAGAUUCUUAGAUUAGAUAGUAUACCAAAAUUGGAAGAGUGGACAGUGGAAGAAGGCUCCAUGCCAUGUCUUCAUACUCUGUAUCUUAGACGAUGUUCAAACUUGAAGAAGCUUCCUGUUGGCCAGCGAUUCAUCAUUCCUAAAUUGCAGAAACUUUUCAUAUGGGACCUAGAGGAGUGGGAAGAGUGGAUAGUAGAAGAAGGCUCCAUGCCACUUCUUCAUUCUCUGACAAUUUCGAAUUGUGAUAAGUUAAAGCUUCCAGAUGGGCUGAGAUUUAUCACUUCGUUAAAGGAAUUUACUAUCCGCACAAAAGAAAGGGAAUUACAGAAUAAAGUUUCCAAAGGAGGAGAAGAUUACUAUAAAAUCCAACACAUUCCUCUUAUUCGAUAUGACUGGGAUGAACACAAUAUAUCAUAUAUGUUAGAGGUGCUGGUGACUGUCCUCCUCGCUGGUUUGUAAGUCUAUAUAAUUCAAGACACAUGAAAGAGAAUUCCUCUGAUUCAAUAUAAAGCGGAAUGAAGACAACGAGGUGAUAUAGGAAAAGGAGAGUUUAAGAAUAGGGAUAGGGAUGGAUACGUGGAUGGUGGCUGGUGAUUAAAAGAAUAAGCAACGGCUGAGAUGGAAAUUAUUAGGAAUGGUUGUGUGUAAAGUGUAAACUGUAAAGGAAGCUGACAAUCAAAUUACAGAGAUAAUCGAAUAAU